This is a messenger RNA of Manis pentadactyla (Chinese pangolin), 4932 nucleotides long. RefSeq names its product USO1 vesicle transport factor (gene USO1). Gene Ontology annotation, biological process: intracellular protein transport; endoplasmic reticulum to Golgi vesicle-mediated transport; transcytosis. Gene Ontology annotation, cellular component: Golgi membrane; endoplasmic reticulum; cytoplasm. The transcript has 25 exons. The record is from RefSeq and is a predicted model, not a curated record. Lineage: Eukaryota; Metazoa; Chordata; Mammalia; Pholidota; Manidae. Gene Ontology annotation, molecular function: protein binding. Bases 204 to 3116 code for a protein of 970 amino acids.
CACGUCCCCGCGCAUGCGCAUCUGACUGGUGGUGGCGGCUGUUUCCGGGCUUGGGGGGCAGGGGCGGCCGCCGAGUGGGAGGUUGUGGUGGCUGAGGCUGGGUAGUGCAGAGUGCAGACUUGGGGACCAGGCCCUGCGGAGGGCAGGGGAAGUUAUCUUUUCUUUCCCGACGGGACCGGUAGAGCCGGUGGCUGAGAGGCAAGAUGAAUUUCCUCCGUGGGGUAAUGGGGGGUCAGAGUGCCGGACCCCAGCACACAGAAGCCGAGACGAUUCAAAAGCUUUGUGACAGAGUAGCUUCAUCUACUUUACUUGAUGAUCGAAGAAAUGCUGUGCGUGCUCUGAAAUCAUUGUCCAAGAAAUACCGUUUGGAAGUAGGUAUUCAAGCUAUGGAACAUCUUAUCCAUGUUUUACAAACAGAUCGUUCGGAUUCAGAAAUAAUAGGUUAUGCUUUGGACACACUAUAUAAUAUAAUAUCUAAUGAUGAAGAAGAAGAACUAGAAGAAAAUUCCACAAGACAGAGUGAGGAUUUGGGAAGCCAGUUUACAGAAAUUUUCAUUAAACAGCAAGAAAACAUCACUCUCCUUUUAUCUUUAUUGGAGGAGUUUGAUUUCCACGUCCGCUGGCCUGGUGUGAAGCUUCUUACUUCCCUUUUAAAGCAGCUAGGGCCUCAGGUGCAGCAAAUUAUUUUAGUCAGUCCCAUGGGUGUUUCCAGACUGAUGGAUCUAUUAGCAGAUUCCAGGGAGGUUAUCCGUAAUGAUGGUGUCUUACUACUACAGGCACUAACAAGAAGCAAUGGAGCAAUCCAGAAAAUUGUUGCUUUUGAAAAUGCUUUUGAAAGACUACUGGACAUUAUUACAGAGGAGGAGAACAGUGAUGGAGGAAUAGUAGUAGAAGAUUGUCUGAUUUUGCUCCAAAACUUAUUAAAAAACAACAAUUCCAAUCAAAAUUUUUUUAAAGAAGGCUCAUAUAUUCAACGUAUGAAACCUUGGUUUGAAGUUGGAGAUGACAAUUCUGGCUGGUCUGCACAGAAAGUGACUAAUUUGCACCUAAUGCUACAGCUUGUUCGUGUACUAGUAUCUCCCACCAACCCUCCUGGGGCUACCAGCAGCUGUCAGAAAGCUAUGUUCCAGUGUGGCUUACUGCAGCAGCUUUGCACUAUCCUAAUGGCUACUGGUGUUCCUGCUGAUAUUCUGACUGAGACGAUUAACACUGUAUCAGAAGUUAUCCGAGGCUGUCAAGUGAAUCAAGACUACUUUGCUUCUGUAAAUGCACCUUCAACCCCGCCAAGACCGGCAAUUGUAGUACUUCUCAUGUCCAUGGUUAAUGAAAGGCAGCCAUUCGUAUUGCGCUGUGCUGUUCUGUAUUGUUUCCAGUGUUUCUUAUAUAAAAACCAAAAAGGACAAGGAGAAAUAGUCUCAACGCUUCUGCCUUCUACCAUUGAUGCAACAGGUAAUUCAAUCUCAGCUGGUCAGUUAUUAUGUGGAGGCCUGUUUUCUACUGACUCCCUUUCCAACUGGUAUGCUGCUGUGGCCCUUGCCCAUGCUUUGCAAGACAAUGCUACCCAGAAAGAACAGUUGCUCAGGGUUCAACUUGCUACGAGUAUUGGCAACCCUCCAGUUUCUUUACUGCAACAGUGCACCAACAUCCUUUCACAGGGUGAUAAGAUCAACAGACGGGGAAGCAAAAUACAGACAAGAGUUGGAUUACUAAUGUUGCUUUGUACCUGGCUAAGCAACUGUCCCAUUGCAGUAACGCAUUUUCUUCAUAAUUCAGCCAAUGUUCCAUUUCUUACAGGACAAAUUGCAGAAAAUCUUGGAGAGGAGGAGCAGUUGGUCCAAGGCUUAUGUGCCCUUCUGUUGGGCAUUUCAAUUUACUUCAAUGAUAACUCACUUGAGAACUACAAGAAAGAGAAACUAAAACAACUAAUAGAGAAGAGGAUUGGCAAAGAGAAUUUCAUAGAGAAACUAGGAUAUAUUAGCAAACAUGAGUUGUACUCCAGAGCAUCACAGAAACCCCAGCCAAAUUUUCCCAGUCCCGAAUACGUGAUAUUUGAUCAUGAGUUUACGAAGCUAGUAAAAGAACUUGAAGGUGUGAUAACUAAGGCUAUUUAUAAGUCCAGUGAAGAAGAUAAAAAAGAAGAAGAGGUGAAGAAGACAUUAGAACAGCAUGACAGUAUUGUGACUCACUACAAAAAUAUGAUUCGGGAGCAAGAUCUGCAGCUUGAGGAAUUAAAGCAGCAGGUUUCUACAUUAAAAUGUCAAAACGAACAGCUCCAGACAGCAGUCACACAGCAAGCAUCUCAGAUUCAGCAGCACAAAGAUCAGUAUAAUCUUCUUAAAGUACAACUAGGAAAAGAUAGUCAGCAUCAAGGUUCUUACAGUGAUGGAGCUCAGAUGAAUGGCAUUCAGUCAGAAACAACUGGUAGGUUGCGAGAAGAGAUAGAAGAAUUAAAACGUAACCAGGAACUUUUACAAAGCCAACUGACUGAAAAAGACUCUUUGAUUGAAAAUUUGAAAUCUUCCCAAACAUCAUCUGGCACGAAUGAACAGUCAUCAGCGACAGCUUUAGCUAAAGAUUCUGAACAAAUUGCAGAAUUAAAACAGGAACUGACAACAUUAAAGUCUCAGUUAAACUCACAAUCUGUAGAAAUCACCAAACUGCAAGCAGAAAAUCAUGAGCUAUUACAGAAAACAGAAGUAUUUGCAAAGUCAGGUCCUAUACCAGGAGAGAGUGAAACUGUAAUAGCUGCAAAAACUACUGAUGUAGAAGGAAGACUCUUGGCAUUAUUACAAGAGACUAAAGAAUUAAAGAAUGAAAUUAAAGCUCUGUCUGAGGAAAGAACUGCUAUUAAAGAGCAGCUGGAUUCAUCUAACAGUACCAUUGCCAUUUUACAAAAUGAGAAGAACAACCUGGAGGUGGACAUUACAGAUUCUAAGAAAGAACAAGAUGAUCUAUUAGUGCUGUUGGCUGAUCAGGAUCAGAAAAUAUUUUCAUUGAAGAAUAAACUCAAGGAGCUUGGUCAUCCGGUUGAAGAAGAGGAUGAACUUGAGUCUGGAGACCAAGAUGAUGAGUAUGAUGAAGAUGAAGAUGACAGCAAGGACCAGGGUCAUAUCUAGCUUUGCAAUCUCUAGGAGUGAUAGAGAAUAUAUUGUUACCUUAAAGAUGUUGUCUUAAGACAGUGCUUUGGUUUGCCUCCACAGAAAAUAAAGACUUAGAAACCAAGAGGAAAGCAUUCACUAAUAAGACUAUUGAUGAUGUAUUUUUUUAAUGAUGCCAUCCAUGUUGAAAAUCCUAAAACUCUUAACUUUAUGCAGAACAAACAUCUUUUGUUGAAAUUCAUCUGAACUAUCCCAAAAGAUAAUUUUCAAGAGCUUCAGACACCAAAAUACAUGAUUUAAAGUCAUGCGGUGGCAGUGCUAAUUGGCCUUAGUUCAUUGGACAUUUACCUAAGUUCUGUAUUUGUCUAUUAUUUUCACUUUUCAGAAUUUGUGACUCUAAGUACUAACACAUUUGAUUUAAUGUGUAUUGGAAUUAUUGUUUGUAUAUUCGGUAUUGGAGUUCUUAGCUGAUGAUUCUUUUUAAAGAAAUGGAUUUACUUAAAGGCAAGAUAUCAUGGGCUUGAGGAUAUGUAUCAUCAGCCCUCUGUCCAAAGUGACUCCUAAGAUGAGCAGCACAGGACAGUUUAGAAUGAGUGCCUUGACACCUGAUAGGGCUGCAUUGUGUACCUCAGUGAAGAAACAGAAGGAUACUGACACACAGUGAUGAAGGCGUUUCUGAGAAACUUUUUCAACAGUAUAUUACCAUGUGGUUGGUUUGGGUAUUGUUUCAAGCUAAACAUUAAGACAAAUUACAAAUUAACAACUCAGAUUUAGUAUUGUUUAUCAUAAAACAUAUUAUGUUUCUAGUUUUAAAAAGACCCAAACUAUGAUUUAUAUAAUUUAUUGGCAUUUUUGCUGGAUAGGUGUUAGUCAGAUAAUAGAUUUUUGAAAAAAAAAAAUGAAGCAAUGUGUCAAAAUUUAAUGUUUUCACAAUAAAAAUAGAUACUAUGUUCAUUUAAUCCCUGGUCAUGGUUCCCUGUUUUUAGAUUUUAUUCUUAAAAAAGAUGGGGCAAGUGGUUAAGGGAGAGUUCUUCUCUUACUAAGAGUAUGUUACUAUAACUGAAUGUUAAAAGCAGUCUUAUUAUUCAGAAUUAAUGAAUAGGAUCCCAUAAGAGGAGGGGGCUAAUUGAAGCAAAAGCAAGAGGAGGUUGGAGAAGGGUGUGGAUGUUUCUGAAUUGAACUUUGGAGUUCUUAGCAGUGAUACUGUCAUUUAAAGAAGUAAGUUUACUUAAAGGCAAGACGGCAAGAGCCGGGGGAUGUAUUUCAUCUGCCCCUGGGCUGGAAUACUUUGAGCAGUCCACUAAGGUGCACAGACUUUUGAAAGAAGUAUCUUCACAUGUCUUGAAAGCGACACGUCUGUGUUACGGAGCAUCCAAGAACACCACAUCAUGUCUCUUCCCCCUCCCACUGCUUCCACCGCAAUCCUGAGCUGGCACUUUCCCUCAGAGAACCACACAACUCUUCCAGGACAGCUCAGACUAUAAUCAAGUCUUCCUAAAGUUGACACCAUGUGAUGAACAACUGGUUAAUGACUACAUUUCAGUGUUAACAGGAUAAAGAAAAAUGGGUCAGGAGUGGAAAUAAGGCAAUGGAAUACCAAAGAUCUUCAGGAAGAAACAUCUGCAAAAGCAGUGAUAGUUUGCCAACCUCUGUCACUCAGUCUGGGCUGGAGUGGAGAAGACAGGAGGAGGCCUCUUAGCAGCACAGUCCAGCCUGCAGCCUAAAGGAAUAUCUUCCCAACCAUAGCCACAGUUUUUUGCCUACUGCAAUUUUUGGAAAAAUGAAAAAUUUUUUAACUAAUAAAACACUGCUUCUGGAGCCUCUUAAAUUGGUC